UGACUCCAGAGCUCUCAUUAGCGUCGCGGCGCUGCUCGCGUCCCACCGUAUUAAAUAAUAUGCAUUAAAUUGUAAGUGAAUAGUGAAAGUGAUUUGUAUAAGUACAUUAAGUUAAGAAGAAACUUGAAUCAAGAACGUGACAAUAAUGUAUUACAAAGUUUUAUUUAUAUUUUGCGGUGUAAUCUCAGCAUCCUCACAGACACACCUCCGCUACAUAUUCCCAGAGACAAACACCGAGUACAUUUACGUGAUAAAGACUAAUGUGUCAAUCAGUACCGGGACUCCUAAGGAGAGCGGCUCGUACUGGGCGAUCGAGGGGAAAUUGCACGUCAACAUUUAUGAUGACUUCACCAGAGCUCGGCUACAGUUAUAUGGUUUGAAGAAAUAUAUAUCUGGAACCCAUGGAACAAUAGACAAAGAAGAUAAAUUUAUUUCAGAACCAUGGGAGUUAGAUUAUCAGGAGAGCGGUCUCAUUAAUUCCAUCUACAUUGGGGAUGAGCCAGUCUGGUCCGCGAAUUUGAAAAGAGGGAUAUCAAUUAAUUUUCAACUUAUCAAGAAAUCUGGAACAUACUCGGAAAGUGAGCCAUGCCUAGACAGUACGUGCAUGGCAGUGUACACAGUGAAGGGAGACACGAUAAAGAAGUUCUAUAGCUACCGAAUCCCCACUACCAAGAGUGCCAGGUCUUGGUCCUCCAUACCAUGGACUGAUGACUUUUCCGCACGUCCCGUGGUGGAUUCAAUAGUAUCAGCGGAGAGGGAAUACAUUCUAGACGACAAGAAGGGUUUGAGCAGUUUGCAAUUGAAGGGCAGCUAUCAAUAUAAGACGCACGAGCACAUCCUAGCUGUCACAUCCACGUUAACAUUAAAAUAUCUCAAUGAUGCUGCAGCGGGGACGAUAGACAAAAUUAACGUUACUCAAGCGCACAUAUCUUACGUGGCGACUGACUCUUGCGAUCCGACCAAUGGAAUAAGAAACAUGAGCCAGGAUUAUAUGAAAAACUACACAAAGGAUUUGCUGCUCAAAGUAGCCAAUGGUAUUGAUGCUGACAAUAUAGUGAGAGAAGCUUCACUCAUUCACAAUUCGGACUUCAUUGAACUUUUAAACACAAUUUCACAAUUAACUUAUAAUACUCUAGUACAAUUGUUCGAAGAUUUAGUACUAAGCACCAGCUAUGACAUGGAAACUUGUAGAAAUAUAUUUUUGGAAGUCCUCCCUCAUACUCGAAGCGAGGCGUGUGCAAGAUUUAUAAAGUAUCUCAUUUUGGAACAGAAGAAAAAGAUCGAAGAUGCAGCUCUCUUGUCCCUGAUCAGAAAACUGCCACACAACGUAGCGACCUUAAGUCAAGGGUUACUUGAAGAUCUGGAGGUGUUCACUAGGCUCGGUCUAGACUUUCCUCAGGAUAUAAGGCACGCUGGAAUCUUGAGCUUUGCGACCUUGGUACAUAAGACCAUGAAUGUCAAAGAUUUAAAGCAGGAUUAUUUUGAUAAUAUAGUUGUGAAGUAUUUCAGGAUGUAUAGUGAUUGCCCACAAUACCUAGACCGUAUGGUAUGGUUGCAAGGUCUAUGUAACAUUGGGUACUCUGCGGAAGACUACAUUAGAAUAAUAUUCGCUGACAGUGGAAGAGAUCGACAUGAAAGGUUUUGGUCAGCAUUAGGGAUCAGCUCAAAAGUAGAUGAUUCUUAUAAGGUUUUAGAAAUGGUUCUGACAGUGCUAACCAAUGAGACAGAGCAUAUACAACUAAGAGUCGUGGCUCUGCACAUGUUCUUAAGCUCGCAAAACAUCAGGGAGAGUGACUUUAUGUUCGUUCACAACUAUAUACACAAGUGUGGUAAUAACCAACUAAAAAGGUUUUGGUACACUACUAUCAAGAAUUUGGAAGCCAGCAAGACAUUUUCGGGGUAUAAAGUGUCACCUUACUACGUACCUUUUGUUGCAAAUCAAGUAUCGAACCCAGAUCCGUUGUACUUCGCGACAAACAAUUAUAUAAUCUGUGGUCAAGAGGAGGUUGGAUCUCCUUCGCUGCAGGUGCUCAGUGUUGGGGACCCUCUAGGAGCCUUCCCACCAUUUAUUGGUAUCAAACUAAACACCGGGGGCAGAAGGCCGUAUAAAGCGGCUGUAUAUUUAAAUGUGGAAGGAGUGACAGCAAGUUUCUACAGAAAAUUUUUGAAAUCAUUGUGGACUUCGCAAGUAUUCGAUGUCGAGAAACUAGUGCAAGUACUAAAGAAUAUGAAAGCUUGGACUUUGAAAACGCCUGAAAAGGUACACAUUGAUAUGGUGAUAAAAGUUCAUGACAGAACGAUUUUUGCAACACACAUGAACCAGUCCAGAUUUGAUACUAUGAAUGGAGAAGAUUUGGCGUAUAUAGAAGACUUCCUACGUUUCGGGAGUCACAUAAAUCAGCAGAUCGUGUAUUACCCGUUCCAGUCGGACGUGCAUGUACCUACUGAACUAGGAACUCCUAUACGGCUGCAGUCUACAAUAGUUAGCUUUACGUCAAUACGAGGGAAUUUGACAGCGCCUACCACCGAAGACCUGACUUGGAGGAAUGAUCUGCACAUCAGGUAUCAAGGAACUUCUGUGACUUCGCUCUCCAUUGACGCGCCCGUAAUAGAAACAUCACAUAUAGCUAGAAUACAACAGUCAUUGGUUGCGCACUUACCUAUGAAAUUCAACAUAUCGUUUUCGACGUCUGAUGGAUCUUUGGAAUUGACAUGGCCCAACCCUGGAGCACAACAAAGUGGAGUGGCGAUGCAUUCCAGAGUCCAGAUUGCGGUUGAAUGCAAAAAGGGAAGGCAUAACUACACUUACACAGUUGGAGAUACAGGCGGAGAGGUUAAAGACCAGGAUAGUGGAAUAUUUUUUGAUUGCGAGCGACCAGUGACGGGAGCUGACGUUUUCAACAAACUGCUAACAACUAAAAAUAAUAAUUAUGACUUCUUCACCUCGGUCCAACCGUCGCAUAUCAUUUUGAAUACCAUUCUUUUGUUCACGUCGCCACCUUCAGGAUCAUGCGGUCUGAUCCUUUCUCCUCAGCGGCUACAGAAUCAUGUAGACGACGUUCUUCAAGCCAAGGUCCAGGCGAGGUACAGAGCUGAUGAUGAAGGAGUUAUGAAACUCGAUUCUACCUUCCUGCUUAGUUAUUAUAGGAUGGAUGAUCCACAGAAAGUGUUCCUCAAAAUGGAAGCGACCACAAAAAUGGAACAGAACUCGGUUGGAAAUACAAAUCUGAUGUUGUCGAUACAUGGAUAUCAGCCUGAUGCCAAGAGUUCUAAUAAUAAGAAAGAUUUCACGAUCUGCUUCCGCAAAAAAGACAUGGACUCCGCAGCAUCAGACCAGGACCUGGCCCAUCCAGUGUCAUACGAAGGCCACAUAACCCUUACGUUCAUUGCUAAUGAAUCUAUGUGCUUCGAAACUCAGCCGACGAGCGAAAUAACACUAAAGUACAAAGGGGUUCCGCAGUCGCAAGGCAAAUUAGAAAGAAACUUUGAGAUCAAGAUUUUUGGAAGAAAUCUAUCAGAAAUCGGUAUUUUGGAUUCACAACUGAUCAGUUCUACGGCUAUUGGCCAGAUUUUGAAAGGAUACACAAAGGAACCCUUGAAUGUGACCGCAGUAAUAACAGAAAGAAAUGGUCUAGCAUCUCUAAGUCUGAACCGUGGCGCAAUAAUCCAAUUCAAGUCUGAUAACUUCGCGUGGUUGUUGGACGGAUGGACCGGCAUGCAGGUGAUGAGAACCUUGGGACUGUACCGUGAAUGUAGAAUACAUGACACAUCUGUAAAGACCUUGUCUGGAGCGACAGAUUAUCUGCCAUCAACCGAUUGCCUGGAAAUGUUGGCUUUGGCCGACUGCAGUGGCAAUUCUCCUAGAUUUGCGGUUAUAAAGUUUAAAAAUGGAGUGAAAAUGUACUCUGGAGGUUACUACAUAUCUGUUAAAAACGAGAAUUCUGAAUUGGUCGUUGACGAUUCGAAUGCAGGCGAUCACUUUUGGGUAUCCCGUAAAUCAGGCGUGAAGAUCACGUCACGGCUGACGGCGCUGCGCGUGUACUACAGCAGCAACGAGACGCUGUUGAUGGUGCCGCACAUGUACCUCAACACCGUGUGCGGCCUCUGCACCGACGUCGCUGAGUAUAACGUGUGUUGAAGGUUCCACGACCUCAAAUAUUUGGAAGUCAUAAACAUUGUAUAAUAAACUAACAUAAAUAUAAUAAUUUAUGUAUUUCUUGAUUAAUAAAUAAUACACAAUUAUA
Messenger RNA from Manduca sexta (tobacco hornworm), 4244 nucleotides. RefSeq lists its product as uncharacterized. Gene Ontology annotation, biological process: lipid transport. The coding region runs from base 146 to 4138 and encodes 1330 amino acids. The record is from RefSeq and is a predicted model, not a curated record. The transcript is spliced from 30 exons. NCBI's taxonomy places the organism in Eukaryota, Metazoa, Arthropoda, Insecta, Lepidoptera, Sphingidae. Gene Ontology annotation, molecular function: lipid carrier activity.